AUGGAUCAACAUGUACAAAUAUUCUGGAUGUUUCGGCAUUCUGGUUCUCCUCGCUCAGCUGUAUCUGCAUUCUGGUUCUCCUCGCUUGUAUUCAGCAUCGCUGCUGCUCUUAAUAUCAACUCCGUACAAGCAGGUCUGUCAUACGUUGGAGUUUGUCUUGCUGCUGCGGGGAAUUAUCUGACCCUCGCAGUUGUUCUGGCGUGGGCAGGCUCGAAUGCGAGAGGCGACUUAAAGCGUGGAGUUGUACUAGCAAUGGCCAUUGGUAUCAGUAACCUUGGAGGUGUCUGUUCCUCCUUCAUCUAUGUUGACCCGCCACGCUUCCACAUUGAACAGGGCACCAACAUGGGAUUUAUUUCACUUUCAAUCAUAAUGAGUAUCUUCGCUAUGUGGAACUACAACCAGCUGAACAGAAAGAAAGAAGUGCGGUGUCUGGCAGAAAACAUUGGCGACAAUAGAAGAUACGAAUUCAAGGACAUAGGCGAUGCCAGUCCGCUUUUCAGGUGA
This is a messenger RNA of Suillus plorans, 504 nucleotides long. RefSeq lists its product as uncharacterized. Gene Ontology annotation, molecular function: transmembrane transporter activity. The record is from RefSeq and is a predicted model, not a curated record. Lineage: Eukaryota; Fungi; Basidiomycota; Agaricomycetes; Boletales; Suillaceae. The transcript has 4 exons. Bases 1 to 504 code for a protein of 167 amino acids. Gene Ontology annotation, cellular component: membrane.